CUUCACGAGCUCUCGUUAUUUCUCACAAUCUUCUCUCUCUGUCUGUCUCUGUCACCGUGCCAGCGAAGAACUCAGAGAAUAGUGAAAAACCAAGCAAAAAGAAAAACCCAUUCCCCAAUCUCCAAUGCUCAGAUUCCUCACCCAUUGACGACGAAGAAACCUUUCUCCUUUCUUCUUCUUCUUCUUCUUUAACAAACUCAUCCAGAAGCUAUGAAACGAGAACACUCCCACCUUAAUCCCUUCUCCGAUCAUCAUCAUCAUCGCCUUCCUAAUAACUCAUCUUCUGUGUCCGGCAAAUCAAAGAUGUGGCCGGAAGAAGACGAAGCCGGCGUCGACGAACUCCUUGCUGUUCUGGGUUAUAAGGUAAAACCAUCAGACAUGGCUGUAGUUGCCCAGAAAAUCGAAAAACUAGACCAGGUUAUCUUACAAUCUCAAGAAGAAUACUUGGUGUCUCAUCUUUCUUCCGAAACGAAUCAUUAUAAUCCAUCCGAUCUAUCUUCUUGGCUUGAAUCCAUGAUUUCAGAGAUUAAUCCCACACCCGGAUUCGGAUUCAAUCCCUCUACAUCUUCAUCUCUUUCUCUUCCAUUAUUUCCUCCUCUUAUAGAUCCAAUUGAUUCCUCAUCCACUCUCACUUAUCAAUCCGGACUAUUUACUGAUCAAGACUCUUCUUCUGACUACGAUCUUAAAGCCAUACCAGGCAAAGCUGUUUUCAGUUCAUCUCCAUCGCCGGUGAACAAGCGGUUGAAGCCAUCUUCGUCUACUAAUUCUCGAUCGGCAACCUCCCCUCUUCCCGCCGCCGUCUGGGGUAUUCAGAACGACUCGAUUAUUCGUCCUGUUGUUCUUAUGGACUCGCAGGAGAAUGGGAUUAGACUAGUUCACGCUCUCAUGGCGUGUGCUGAAGCUGUUCAGCAAGAGAAUUUCAGUCUGGCUGAAGCUUUAGUUAAGCAAGUUGGGUUUCUCGCUGUUUCUCAAUCCGGCGCUAUGCGUAAGGUAGCUACUUACUUCGCUGAAGCUCUUGCCCGUCGGAUCUACCGUUUGUUCCCGGAAGAUCAUUCAGAUUCGGUUCUUCAGAUUCAUUUCUAUGAAACCUGUCCUUAUCUUAAGUUCGCCCAUUUCACUGCUAAUCAAGCCAUUCUAGAAGCAUUCUCCGGGAAAAAACGAGUUCAUGUUAUCGAUUUCAGUUUGAAACAAGGAAUGCAAUGGCCGGCGUUGAUGCAGGCUUUGGCACUCCGACCAGAAGGGCCGCCGAGUUUUCGUCUAACCGGAAUUGGGCCUCCGUCGGAAGAUGGGUCUGAUAAUUUACAGGAUGUGGGUUGGAAGUUAGCUCAAUUAGCCGAUACGAUUCAAGUUGAGUUCGAAUUCAAGGGAUUCGUGGCUAAUAGUUUGGCCGAUCUUAGCCCAUCGAUGUUGAAUCUCCGUGAAGGUGAAUCUGUUGCUGUUAAUUCAGUAUUCGAAUUACACGGGCUUCUUUCCCGGCACGGUGGAAUUGAGAAAGUUUUAUCGGCGGUGAGUGAGAUGAAUCCGGUGAUCGUGACUGUGGUUGAACAAGAAGCUAAUCAUAACGGGUCUGUCUUCCUCGACCGAUUCACCGAGUCAUUGCAUUACUACUCGACCCUUUUCGACUCGCUGGAGGGUUGCGGCAGCGACGGGUCGGAAUCUGCGGCGGCGGCGGUGAGGAACCAAAACAAGGUAAUGUCGGAGGUGUAUUUGGGUCGGCAGAUCUGUAACGUGGUGGCUUGUGAAGGUACGGAUAGAGUUGAAAGACAUGAGAAACUGAGUCAAUGGCGAGUUCGGUUUAACUCAGCCGGGUUUAAACCGGUUCAUUUGGGUUCCAAUGCUUAUAAACAAGCCAGCAUGUUAUUAGCUCUUUUCAACGGCGGCGAAGGGUACAAGGUGGAGGAGAACGACGGUUGUUUGAUGUUGGGUUGGCAUACUCGGCCGUUAAUCGCUACCUCGGCUUGGAGAAUCGGUUAGGGUCCGAGUUAACCCAGUUGGGUAUGUGCCCGAACCGAAUGGGUCUUUGGUGGUGGUGGUGAUAUGAUGAUGAUCGAUGAUGAGAGAAUGAAUGCUAGGUUUGGAUUAAAACCCAUCUUGAAUUGAGUGAAAAGUGGGGGCCACUACUACUUUUUACCAUUUUACUGUCCAUACCUACUAUGAUCUAUCUAUCUAUCUAUCUAAUUUUCAGCUUUUUACCGACUGUGAGGGGUACCCUUUUAUAGGGUAUGUGGGAUUUUUUACAAGUUGAUUUCAAUAUUUACCCGUUUGGUUCAAUUGGGUUUCCUUUUUUGGGUUGGGUGAAUGUAGAUCGUAUCCAUUUAUGUUAUUGCCAGUCUUUUAUUUAAUAACCUACCCUUUAUCUCCUCCUCAAUAAAGAGAUACCCA
Molecule: messenger RNA, 2382 nt
Organism: Impatiens glandulifera
Lineage: Eukaryota; Viridiplantae; Streptophyta; Magnoliopsida; Ericales; Balsaminaceae
Product: DELLA protein GAI1-like
Exons: 1
Coding region: 211-1974 (587 amino acids)
Biological process (GO): response to abscisic acid; regulation of DNA-templated transcription; hyperosmotic salinity response
Cellular component (GO): nucleus
Molecular function (GO): sequence-specific DNA binding; DNA-binding transcription factor activity
Source: RefSeq, a predicted model, not a curated record